Molecule: messenger RNA, 285 nt
Organism: Sporisorium graminicola
Lineage: Eukaryota; Fungi; Basidiomycota; Ustilaginomycetes; Ustilaginales; Ustilaginaceae
Exons: 1
Coding region: 1-285 (94 amino acids)
Source: RefSeq, a predicted model, not a curated record
AUGCUACGCAGCACACUACUGCCGGCAAAGUCUAUCCGCCUUGCACGCUUUGACCGACUUGCUUCGCGCAACCACUCGCUCACUGCCCGAAGCUACUCUUCCUCCAAGCCGCCUCAAAAGAAUCACCCGAGUCCCCUUGGAUUUGCGCUGAUUGCCAUUGCUGCGUUUGGUACUUUCGCCUACAUCUCUCGCACCCGCCACGACGAUCCGCAAAAGCACCUACGCGAGAAACGUAUCCCUCAUCCCAAUCCGCUCAUCCCCCCACGCUCGCAGGAACCUCAGUGA